GUACUCUUCUUUAGACUUUGCAAUAUUAUUAGAGAGAUGUGCAUUGUGGUGUUUGCUUGGCAAGUUCACCCUUUGUACCCUUUAAUUCUCUUGCUCAAUAGAGACGAGUAUCACCACAGGCCAACAAAGGCGGUCGGGUGGUGGGAAGGUGGAGAGAUAAUUGGAGGAAGAGACGAGGUUGCCGGCGGGACAUGGUUGGCAUGUACAAGGGAAGGUAGAGUCUCAUUUCUUACCAAUGUCUUGGAGCUUCACACUCUCCCUGAGGCCAAGAGUAGAGGAGAACUUCCAUUGCGUUUCUUGGAGAGCAAAAAAAGUUCAGAGGAAUUUGCAAAGGAAUUGGUGAAGGAGGUUCACGAGUACAAUGGGUUCAACCUCAUAACCCUUGACCUUUCUUCCAACAAAAUGUUUUACAUAUCAAACAGACCGAAAAGUGAACCCCCAACGGUUCAACAAGUUCAACCAGGCAUCCAUGUUCUCUCCAAUGCGAAGCUCGAUUCUCCUUGGCCCAAGGUUCAACGUUUGAAAUUGAAUUUCAAAAAACUACUUGGCACCUAUGACGAUGACGAAGAAAUACCUGUGAAGGAUAUGAUAAACAAACUAAUGAGAGACACCACAAAAGCCGACAAGAGCCAACUUCCAAAUAUUUGUUCGCUUGAUUGGGAAUACAAUCUAAGCUCAAUAUUUGUUGAAGUAGACACCCCAUUGGGACGUUACGGGACUAGAAGCAUGAUCGGAUUGAGUAUAAAAGACACCGAAGAAGCAAGCUUUCAUGAGACCUACAUUGAACGUGAAUUGUGGUGGGAGAAAACCAUCAACUAUUAUAUCACUCCAACAUUCAAAAUAAACGAUACCAUUUUCUAACGAUAUAAGAAUUUACGUUGAAACAGAUAAUUUAAGUUGAAGUCCAUUAUCAAUAUAUAAACUUGUUUAAAACC
This is a messenger RNA of Erigeron canadensis, 935 nucleotides long. RefSeq names its product transport and Golgi organization 2 homolog. The transcript has 5 exons. NCBI's taxonomy places the organism in Eukaryota, Viridiplantae, Streptophyta, Magnoliopsida, Asterales, Asteraceae. Bases 37 to 861 code for a protein of 274 amino acids. The record is from RefSeq and is a predicted model, not a curated record.